This is a messenger RNA of Ochotona princeps (American pika), 2290 nucleotides long. It is a transcript of the gene TYSND1, whose product is annotated as trypsin like peroxisomal matrix peptidase 1. Bases 47 to 1747 code for a protein of 566 amino acids. NCBI's taxonomy places the organism in Eukaryota, Metazoa, Chordata, Mammalia, Lagomorpha, Ochotonidae. Gene Ontology annotation, biological process: regulation of fatty acid beta-oxidation; protein processing. Gene Ontology annotation, cellular component: peroxisome. The record is from RefSeq and is a predicted model, not a curated record. Gene Ontology annotation, molecular function: serine-type endopeptidase activity. The transcript has 4 exons.
AGCUUCUUAGUUCUUGGGGAAGCUGCAGGUGUCAGGCCCGGAGGCCAUGGGGCGGCAGUGGAGGCUCGCCAUGAGGGCUGCCGAGCAGGCGGGAUGCGUGGUGAGCGCCUCCCGGGCCAAGCAGCCGGAGGCGGGGUCGUGGAGCUGCAGCGGGGUGAUCCUGAGCCGCAACCCGGGCCUGGUGCUGUGCCACGGGGGCAUCUUCCUCCCUUUUCUUCGGGCUGGCAGUGAGACCCUGGCCACUGCCGAAGCCAUAUUCCUGCCCGGCGACAGUUGUGGCGACGAUCUGCGCCUGCAAGUGCAGUGGGCGCCAACGGCUGCUGUGGGUUCCAACGGCCUCGUCGACCAGGGCCGCCCGGGGCUGUGCACGCCCCAGUGCGCCGGCCUGGAGCCUGGCCCGCCAGCCCCGCUUCACGGACGGUCCCUGCAGACCCCGCGCCGCGCCGAGCUGCUGCUGCUCCUGAGCUGCCCAGACUUUCGGGCCCACUUCGAGCGCCUCUUCGGGGACGAGGAGGCAGAGCAAUGGCGCUUUGCGAGCGUAGCGCCGGACUACGAGGCGUCAGAAGACGAGGAGGAGGAUCAGCUGCGAGCGCUGGGCUGGUUUGCGUUGCUGCGCGUGCGGCCGAGCCUGGAGGUGGCGGAGGAGCGAGGGCCUGCCAUGGCCGUGGCGUCCCUGGGGACGGUGCCCAAAGGCGCGCCGCUGCUGGCCUGUGGCUCCCCAUUCGGGGCCUUCUGCCCGGACAUCUUCCUCAACACGUUGAGCCGUGGCGUGCUUAGCAAUGCAGCCGGUCCGCUGCUACUCACUGAUGCACGCUGCCUCCCGGGCAGCGAGGGCAGUGGUGUGUUCGCAGCGGGGCCCCCGGGGACCCUUGUGGCGCUAGUGGCAGCGCCGCUGUGCUGGAAGGCCCGCGAGUGGGUGGGCCUCACGCUGCUCUGCGCCGCUGCCCCUCUCAUCCGGGCUGUGCGAACUGCGCUCGGCCACCUGCGCCCCGCAGACGCCGCCCUGGCUGCUGUCCUACCACCUGAGCUGGGCACCCCGCGAGUACUGCCCUUGCGAAGCCCCGGACCACCGUGGGCAGCCGCCGCUGUGCUGGUGGAGUGCGGUGCCGUGUGGGGCUCCGGAGUGGCCGUGGCACCCCACCUCGUGCUGACCUGCCGACAUGUGGUCCCCGGGGAGGAGUCCAGGGUCCUGGUGCGCUGUGACACCACUGAGAGUGUGACCAUCUGGGGACGCGUGGUAUUUGCCACCCAGGAGACGUCUCCCUAUGAUGUGGCCGUGGUAAGCCUGGAGGAGGCCCUGGAUGGUGUCCCCAUUCCCGUACCCACCAAGCACUUCAACGAAGGUGAGGCUGUGAGUGUGGUGGCCUACGGUGUAUUUGGCCAGGCUUGCGGGCCCUCGGUGACCUCGGGCAUCCUGUCAGCCGUGGUGCAGGUGGACGGUGCGCCUGUGAUGCUGCAGACCACGUGUGCUGUGCACGGCGGCUCCAGUGGGGGGCCUCUCUUCUCCCAGCGCUCGGGGGAGCUCCUGGGUAUCAUCGCCAGUAACACCCGAGACAACACCACAGGGGCCACCUACCCCCACCUCAACUUCAGCAUUCCCAUCACACUGCUGCAGCCAGCCCUACGGCGGUACAGUGAGACUGGCGACCUGGGCGGCUUCCAGGAGCUGGACUAUGCCACCGAGCCAAUCCAGGUGGUGUGGAGGCUGCAGCGACCCCUGAAUGAGGUCCCACGGAGCAAACUCUGAGGCCGUGUCACCAUGCCACCCCCACCACUGGGGAGAAAAGCAUUUUGUGCCAUAGGAAGUGAGACAGCAGCCUCAGGAUCCAGGGCCUUACUUGGGACAGGGCCCAUUCCCCCCAGGCACUGGGGCUCCCUUCUUGAUCCCCCACCUCUGUUCCCAGAAGGGGAGCCCUGUCCAACUGCACAAAAGCCCUGGGCCUGUGAGACACGUGCUGACCACCAAGGCAGGCAGUGCCCUGGUGUUGUGUCUGUGCCACCGAAAGCCACUGGCACAGUUGCUUCCCCGGGAAGCCGGGUUCCCGUCUGCUUCUCACUCCACGGUAGGGCUGACCGAGUGCUCGGGCUUCCACAGGCCACCUCAGCAGAGAAGCUCUGCACUGAAGACCAGAGACAUGGAGGGCGGAGACCAGCAUCCCUUGCUCUGCCAGAGCCCUGGGCCGUCUUCACAGUGCCUUCACCUCCUAAGCCUACAGCCUGGGUCUCAGGGGUCUGGGGUGGAAUGUUCGGUUGGGACUUUAGAAUAAACACAUUCUGUUGGAGGAAUUCA